UUUUUUUUUUUUUUUUUUUUUUGUGUUUUUUUUUAGUUGGGUUAUGUGAUCCUGUGUUUGUGGAAUUAUUAUGAGGUAAUCCUCCAGAAUCUAUCUUUUCAGUCAUUCUUCUCCCAUUAAAUUUAAACACCCAAUUCUCUCCCUUUUAAUAAUCUCUUCCUCUUGUUCUGAUUUUUAUAAUCUUUUUUAAGUUUGAAACAAAGAAAAAGUUUAAUCAUUUAGUCUAUUUCAAGUGUUUGGGUUAAGAAAAGUGUGAUCUUGGGUUGUUUAUAUAAUCUGGGUUUUCUCAUGAAACUGUGUUUUGUUUAUUUAUAAAGAGCUGAUUAUAUAUAUAUAUAUAUAUAUAUAUAUGCUAUUUGGAUAAGCCUUUUUGGGUUUUGAAGUUAUCCAAAGAGACAAACAAAAGAACAAAAGAUAUUUGCUUUAUUUUUUUCCAAGUGGGUAUCUUGAAGGGAACACUAAAAAAUCAAAUUCAACAAAAGUGUUGAACUUGAUUUUUGAUUGUGAGGCCAUUAUAGUUUUCCCCUUCUUUCUGGGCUCACUCAAUAGUUAAAGAAGAUAUUUUUAUGAAUUUUUAGGGGAAAAGGUCUAAACUUUUUUGUGUGUUUGGAAAAUUUGGGGUGAAGAAGAUUAUGAGAGGAGUAGGAGGAGAGAAAAUUAGUAUGAGUGGUGGUAUUAUGUUUCCUAGGCUUCAUGUUAAUGAUGCAGAUAAAGGAGGUCCAAGGGCACCACCAAGGAAUAAAAUGGCUUUGUAUGAACAGUUUAGUGUUCCUUCUCAAACAUCUCUCACUAAAUCACCACCUAAACAACAUAAUAACAAUACCAACACCACCUUUCUUUCUUCCAUUUCCUCACCCCAAGCUUCGGGUUUUCCAAGUUCAUUCACCCCAUUCCGCGAUUCCACCGCACCUUCAAAUUUGGCUACUUCUUCUGGCGGUGGUGGAAUGAUUAAGUUAAACUAUCAAAGGUCAGACUCAGAUGCAUCUGGUGGAAUUAAGUCGACAGCUAAAUCUGUUUCGUCGUCUCAAACUUGCAAUUACUCUCAAGUUAAGAGCUUUUCUUUCAAGAUGCCUGGCAAUGACAAUAAUGCUGUUAGAUCUUCUAUGUCGGGUAGUCAAAGUAAUAAAAUCCCACGUAGUUCUAGCACUCAACAAAGCAAAGACAGUAAAAGAUUGCAUCAUAAAAGCUCAUGUGAAAACAUAAAGUCAUCAGGACACUCAGUGAGGGAACAUUCUGAUCAAAACACAAGACCAUCAUCAUCGUCGGUGAGGAUUAGGAAGGAGCAUGUGGAGGUGUUGAAUCAAGAAAGUCAUAAUAGUUCAAGGAAUGUUUCUUCUAGCAAAUUCCUUGCUAUGUGUGAGAAAGUUAUAGUUAGAGAUAACAAUGUGGUGGAACCAAAGGCAAGAGUUGGAAUAAGUGAAUCAUUUUCGAGGCAACUACUUACGACAAAAGAUGAUGAUGGUGGUAUCGAGUCUGAGAAGAAUUGUAAGACCCCAACAACAGGCAGACAUGUUGAUGGUGAUGAUGUUCGAGAGGUUUCCAUGGUCGAUGCUACAUUAUCGAUCUUGAAUGUUCGCCCCGAUGAUGUUGUACAUGUGAUAGGUGAAAAGCAAUUUUGGAAAGCAAGAAGAACUAUUACCUAUCAACAGAGGAUCUUUGCAUUGCAAGUGUUCGAGUUGCAUAGAUUGAUAAAGGUUCAAAGGUCGAUUGCUGGAUCGCCAGAUGUAUUGCUCAAUCAUAGCGCCUAUUUGCACAAGUCACGAGCAAAACAAGCGUCUCCUCAAGUGAAGAAAACACAAUCUGAACACAUCAAUGUGAAGAAGCCACCAGCAGCAGUUGUCAAGCACAAAAAUUGUCACGAUCAGAAGCUACUCGGUCAAGAGGAUGAUACAGUAGUUAGGAAGCUUCGUCUUCCUUAUAAAGGAGGAGUCUUUACUAAACAAUCGAGUUAUGAUGAAUACUUGAGAAACCCGACACCAGCAGCAGCAGCUCCUCGUCCUCCUCCUGCAGCGAUGAACAAUUCAGCUGCGUGGCCUUUCCACUCUGCAUCGGGAAAUCAGUGGUUAGUUCCAGUUAUGACACCUUCUGAAGGACUUGUUUACAAGCCUUAUUCAACUCCCGGCUUUGCUGUACCAAAUUAUGGGAGUUGUGGCCCUAUGAGCUUAAACGCUGGAAGUACUUAUGGCGGUCCAGGUCCAGGUUCGGGUUCAGCUUGUAAUAAUAACACUAAUGAUCAUAAUCAUAGUCAUGAUCAUAAUCAGCAAGCAGUUGGAACACCUGCUAUGAUGGGUAAUCAGACUUACUAUCAUCCUCCACCUUUCGGGUUACCAGUAAUGAAUCCUUUUGUACCGAGUUCAGGUGUGGAACAGAUGGUACCAUUUGGCAUAGGCCGAACGAAUGAGGCAGAAUACAAUAAUCAGUGUUCAUUUGAGGAAGUUAACUUCACAAAACCGCCGUCACACCUGCAGAGUUCAUGUAACAUAUCGAGUCAAAUGAGUCGAGCAAUGUCAUAUCCUGCUGGCGAGGCAUUUCAAGGCUCGAAAGGGAUGAGCGAGUUACAACAACAGACAAGUACAGCUAGUAGUUCUUCGGAAAGGAGUAGAGGAGAUGCUACUCCUCUUCCCCUUUUCCCUAUGGGACCAACCCCGGCUCUUGAUGAGCGAGUUGAUCAAAAUACCGACGAUGAAGAAGAAGAAGAAGAAGAAAGUAGUAAGCAUCGUAGUCAAACUCGAGUUAUCAAGGUUGUUCCACAUAAUGCAACAUUAGCAACUGAAUCAGCAGCUCGGAUAUUUCGAUCCAUACAAGAAGAAAGGAAGCAUUUGCAGUUAAUCUCAUCUUGAAUCAUAUAUUAAUUUGGAAACUCUAAAAGUUAAGCUAAGCUAACUAACAUGAUAUGAUACCUUGUAUGAUGAUUAUUUUGUAUUUAUUUUUACAAAAUCAAAAGUUGAUAAUUUUGUAAAAGAAAAGAAAAAGACCAAAAUCACAAUGCUUGACUAAAUCUAUUGACUCAAUUUUUUGGGCAAA
Molecule: messenger RNA, 3024 nt
Organism: Cannabis sativa
Lineage: Eukaryota; Viridiplantae; Streptophyta; Magnoliopsida; Rosales; Cannabaceae
Product: protein EARLY FLOWERING 3
Exons: 4
Coding region: 633-2840 (735 amino acids)
Biological process (GO): regulation of photoperiodism, flowering
Source: RefSeq, a predicted model, not a curated record